AUCGAGUUGCCCCCCAUCCGGAAACCCCGUUCAAUUCCCACACAGCAAAACUUGGGGCUGCACUUUUCCCGUCCGCCCGCUGCAGAGUUAGAGGAGAAAGCGGGCUUUAGGAAGCUCGGUAUGGGUUUAUAAAGUUUUGUAGAGGCGCUGAACACCGCGGACCGAGACUUUUGAGCCCCUGCGGAGCGGGUAUUUGAGUGGAGGCAGCGGAGGAGGUGCAGAUGUGCUCGGACUGAUCUCGGGACUGUUGUUGUAAACAUGCAGCCUCCGCCGAGGAAGGUGAAAAUUACCCAGGAGCUGAAGCACACGCAGGCAGAGCAGCUGAGCAGGCUCAAUGUGAAACAUCAGACUGACUGUGACCUUCUGGAAGACCUGAGAACGUACAGUCAGAAGAAGGCAGUUAUAGAGAAGGACUAUGCUCAGGCACUACAGAAACUGGCCUCUCAGUAUCUGAAGAGGGACUGGCCUGGGGUCCAAUCAGAGGAGCAGAAAGACUACAGGAACGUUUGCACAGUAUGGAAGGCGUAUUUGGAGGGUGUGGUGAAAGUGACCCAGUCUCGGAUCAGUGGCUGUGACAGCUACAGGAACCAAGUCUCUGAGCCAAUCAAAACCUUCCGGGUCCACAAAGAGCAACAGCUAAAGAAGUCUAUUGAGCAACUCACACGGAUUCAAGCAGAGCUACAGGACACAGUAAAGGACCUGACCAAGUCCAGGAAGAAGUACCAGGAGGCAGAGCAGAUGGCCCAGGCCGUGAGGGAGAAGGCAGACAUGGAGGCUAAGUCAAAACUCAGUCUUUUUCAGUCUCGAUCCAGUUUAAAAAGAGCCAGCGUGAAGUUGAAAGCCAAGAAGAACGAAUGCAACUCCAAAGCCACCCAUGCCAGGAACGAUUACCUGCUCACGCUGGCAGCAGCCAACGCCCACCAAGGCCGUCACUACGAGACGGAUCUGAUCAGCUGCAUUAAGAUUCUGGACGGCAGUGUGUACGAUCACAUGAAGGGCUAUCUGGUUUCUCUGUGCCAGGUAGAGCUGGAGGCGUCCCACACCGUGCAGGACACCUUCAACUUCCUGCUGGAGAAAUCCACUGGAGUAAUUCAAGACUUCCACCAGGAGCUCUUUAUCCAGGAGAACCCUGUGUUACAGAAAGGCUCCCUCUUCCAGUUCCAACCCUGUGAAAAUGACUCAGUAAUACAACUACAGAAAGAAACUGGCACAGCGGAGGAGCACAGUCUGAAUAAAGAGGCUCGAAAGUGGGCCACCAGAGUCGCCCGGGAGCACAAGAACAUUAUCCAUAAUCAGCGGACUCUGUCAGAUUGUGAAGGACCACCUCAGCAGGAGCAGAACUCCAGUGAGUUGGAGCUGAAGAUGGAAGAAGCAAAGGAGAGCAUCCGUAAAGCGGAGACGGUGAAGCUGAAGGCUGAAGCUCGUCUGAACCUGCUCAGAGAUGUGGGCGUGGCCGUGGACACAUGGAUGAAGAGCGCCAUGAACCAGGUGAUGGAGGAGCUGGAAAAUGAGAGAUGGGCCACACUGACCACUCACGACGCUUCACUCUCUAGCACAGCAGAUCUGGACAGAGAGGAUGACGAGGAGACCGAGGAUACGGAAACGCUGGACGACAGCAGCUCCAGUCCUUCUAGCACCCUGAGGAACUAUCCCCUCACCUGCAAAGUGCUUUACUCAUACCAGGCGUCCCAACCAGACGAGUUAACGAUUGAGGAGCAGGAAGUGCUGGAAGUCAUAGAUGAUGGUGAUAUGGAAGACUGGGUUAAGGCCAGAAACAGAGCAGGUCAGGUGGGGUAUGUUCCUGAGAAAUACCUCCAGCUGCCCUCCUCUAACAGCCUGCUGAGCAUGCUCCAGUCUCUGGCAGCCCUGGAAACUCGCUCCCAUUCCUCCAGUAACUCCACCGAGCAGGAGCCCGAGCAUGCCCCCGAGCCUGUCCCCGAGCAUACCCCCGAGCCUGUCCCCGAGCAUGCACCCACCAGCCCUAACGGAGACAACAGCGUGAACUUUGCGAAGGCGCUGUACGACUACGAGGCUCAGACCGAGGAUGAGCUCUCCUUCCCUGAGGGAGCCAUCAUCCGCAUCCUGAACAAAGACAACCAGGAGGACGACGGCUUCUGGGAGGGAGAGUUUAAUGGCAGUGUUGGGGUCUUCCCUGCUGUGUUAGUGGAAGAUCUGGCUGCACCGAAUGGCGAGGACACUAACAGUAGCAUGGAACCACAGGUUUCUCCGAGCUCCCAGGGCCGCCCGCCCCGCCCCCUGUCUAUGACUCAGUACCAGCCGACAGCCUGCAGCAGCCCCAUCUCCAGCCCUCUACAAACCCCUACACUGACCUCACCCCUCUCCACCCCGACCAGCGCCUCAGCCUCCCCCCUCCAGAGCCCGCGCUCCCUCAACGGCUACCACCGACCCGCACCCGGACCCCCCAAAUCCUCCGGCCACAGCCACUCCCACAACUCCACCCCGCCUCCUAAAUACCCUGCAGAUGGAGGGCCUGGUACACUGAGACCUGUGCGUGCAGCACCUCCACCACCUCCACCCAAACAGCAGGCUCAGGGCCAGGUGCAGAAGAGAGAAGAGGUGGAGAUCACGCUGGUGUGAAGUCGCCGCCCCAGUGGCCACAUGGUGAUUUGACAGGACUGCUGUCGUGGCGGUUUCUGGGCCUGUAGGAACAUUCGGAUUACGCCGGAGUCUGGCGUCCAAAUCCAGCUAGGAACAAAGGCAACGAGGAACAGCCGGUCGGAUGCAUCUGGAAUGCAUUUUGGAGACCGCAGAGUUUCACCAUGCUAAAGGCACAGUCACGGCCGUCGCCCCACGGGACCCAAUCCCAGCCUCCUCCUCCCCCUCCUCCUCCUCCUCCUCCCCUACAGCUUACAGCUACAUACAUCUUUCUCUCUCCUAUAAGAACACAAUGAUCUUCUCUACAGUAAAGUUGACUUUGUCGACUGCAGACUUACUUGAUGACUCAGUGAAUGAGAACAAUGGAACACUAGGAGAUCAAUGAAAAGCCAAUGGAUCAGACUCAACAACAACAACAAAAACCCCUGUUUGUUUUGCUGGAUUGGAGGUCGUCCAGUGGGGCAUUUCAGAAGAAUCUAGCACAUUCAAAUAAACACAAAAAAGGGGUCAACUGCUCAACAGCAUUGGCGAAUAGGCCGAUCUGGUAUUCAGCUCUGGUGCCCACUUCCUGUGGAAACCCACAUUCACAGCGUGGCAGGGGGCUGGCUUCCCCAGCCAAGGACUUGGUCAGAAGAAAAAGGACUUCUUAAAGGGAAAAGUGGCAAUUUUAAGGUAGUACGUUUUAGAUGAUUUGACGAAUUUUGUAUGUUUACUUCGGAUAUAUCUCUCUCUGUAAACACUCAGAACACUGCUUUGUGUGGAAACUAAUUCAAAGUGAGCGUCUUGAACCUAAUGUUAGCUUUCUCUGUGGUCAGUCAGUAUUGUUUUCUUCGUUUAUGGUUUGAUUUAUGAUUUCAUUAUCAGGACGAGACUGUCCGAUGUUGACCGAGACGGCUGUGGGAAGUGUUGGAAAGAGCUAUGUUUUAGGAAAGAGCUAGUGAAGCCACAUUUCUCUAAUUCCUGAGCUGUGCAGCUCUCAUAAAGCUGGAGUCAAUUAUUGGAACAGAUUUUCUUGACGAGGCUCAAAAAGCACUUUAGUGUUAAAAGUUUUAGGGCAUCUCAGUAUUACUGCUUACGGAGUCGCUCUGCUCCGAACCCAUUACUCAUUACUGUUCAUGCUGCUUCUCCUUGUUCGUAGUUUCAGUUCCUGUCUUCGUUCUGGUUAAUGUAAUUUAUUUCCAUAACGAGUUACGUUUAGUUACGUCGGCUUGAUUUGAUUGCGUAAUGUUUGUUUCCUAAUACGUACUUGUCUUUUUUCCUUUCUUUAACACUACGUUCUUUAAAACGAUAGUUUACAGAUGGCUUGAGGCAUAGAGUAACACUAUGUAACAGUGAACUUAAAGCAUUUUUAAAGGAUAAAAUUAUAAGAAGAUGAGAAUAUGAAUAGUAGUUAGUUAGAGAAGCUUUAAAUCCUGUCCUGUUGUCGAUAUGUUUGAGAUCUGUUGCUCGUUACUGGAAUCCUUUUAGUCGUCCUCCAGGUUUCGUAGCACCUCCUCUGUAAGUUGUCUCCUUCGUCUGAAAGUGAUACUCGCAGCCGUGUGGACGUUCGGGUCUCAGCGUUGUUUGAAAGAAACAGGAACAAAGGAGAAAAUCUGUUUGUAUUUAUCAUGUGCAAAUGUAAAAUAAUAAAAACUCUCAAUGAAAUGUC
This is a messenger RNA of Astyanax mexicanus (Mexican tetra), 4264 nucleotides long. RefSeq names its product F-BAR and double SH3 domains protein 2. The record is from RefSeq and is a predicted model, not a curated record. The transcript is spliced from 20 exons. Gene Ontology annotation, biological process: neuromuscular synaptic transmission; regulation of actin filament polymerization. Gene Ontology annotation, cellular component: neuromuscular junction; recycling endosome. Bases 259 to 2598 code for a protein of 779 amino acids. NCBI's taxonomy places the organism in Eukaryota, Metazoa, Chordata, Actinopteri, Characiformes, Acestrorhamphidae. Gene Ontology annotation, molecular function: protein binding.